Messenger RNA from Haemonchus placei, 1044 nucleotides. The record is from the annotation of a GenBank genome assembly. Lineage: Eukaryota; Metazoa; Nematoda; Chromadorea; Rhabditida; Trichostrongylidae.
AUGAAAUGGGAACAAAUUGGUAUCCAUGGAACUAUGGCGUCUACAAUCGCGUUAGGCCAUAAACUACACCUAUUCGAAGCAUUGGCUAAGGUCGGUAGUGAGGAAAAUCCAGCCACACCGAAACAGGUAGCUGAUGAAAGUGGAUGUAAAGAAAGGUAUGUCAAGGAAUGGCUGUCAGCGAUGGCAGCUGGUGAAAUUAUCGAAGUCAACGAAGAAGAAAAAUUCUGGAUUCCAAAAGAGCAUGUUGCGGUAACGUUGCAGUUCAGCUUAUUCCUCCCUCUUCUCCUCAAAAGCUACGACAAUGUAUGUAACGUAUUCAGAAAGGAUGGCCCACUCGGACUUAGCUAUUCGGAUUUCACUGGUUUCUACCAGACAAUGUCAUCAUUGAGUGAGGCAAUGCACAAAAGGCACCUUGUAAGCGACUUUCUACCUGCUCUGGGAGCAGACAUCCCUGAACGUCUGAAGGAAGGGGGAAUGAUGUGCUUGGAUGUUGGGUGCGGAAACGGUUUCCAUGCCGCACUUCUAGCGCAAACCUUCCCGAAAUCAAACUUCACCGGCAUUGACAUAACCCUGGAAGCCGUGCAGCAGGCGAAUCAACGACGAAAGGAUGACGGUUCAACAUUUGACAAUUUGGCCUUCAUACAAAUGAAUGGUGGCGAGAUGGCCGCUGACUGGACCAACAAAUACGACGUAGUGACGAUCUUCGACGCUUGUCACGAUCAGAUGAGACCUGACUUGUGCCUCAAAGAGAUCUUCCGGGUUCUCAAACCAGGAGGUGUUUUUGGAAUGCUGGAGGUAAAAGCGUCGUCAAAUGUAUACACCGACCGAAAGGAAAUGGGAGAACUUGCUUCUCAUUUGUACGGCGUUUCAUUGCUUCAUUGCCUGCCAGUAGGCAGUAACUCACCAGAUGCCCUCGGACUUGGGACUAUGUGGGGAAAAGAAAAAGCUAAGAAGUCACUCAUGCAAGCCGGUUUCACCAAUGUCAACAUUGUUCCCACACCAAUGUUUCCUUUCAAUGAUUUAUAUGUAUGUAAAAAAGAAUGA